Pangasianodon hypophthalmus (striped catfish) is the source of this 490-nucleotide messenger RNA. Its product is annotated as 60S ribosomal protein L22. Gene Ontology annotation, cellular component: ribosome. Gene Ontology annotation, molecular function: RNA binding; structural constituent of ribosome. Gene Ontology annotation, biological process: cytoplasmic translation. The record is from RefSeq and is a predicted model, not a curated record. Lineage: Eukaryota; Metazoa; Chordata; Actinopteri; Siluriformes; Pangasiidae.
GUAUCUACAGCGCGCAUGCGCAGUCGCUGUCCUUCCUCUCACAACUUUUUCGCCAUGGCUCCGCUGAGGAGGCAAGCUGUGCCCAGCAAAGGGGGCAAGAAAAAGAAGCAAGUGUUGAUGUUCACUCUGGACUGUACACACCCGGUUGAGGAUGGCAUCAUGGAUGCAGCCAACUUUGAGCAGUUCCUUCAGGAGCGCAUCAAAGUGAACGGCAAAGCAGGAAACCUCGGUGGUGGAGUCAUAACUAUUGAGAGGAGCAAAAGCAAGAUCACAGUUUCUUCCGAGGUUCCCUUCUCCAAAAGGUACCUGAAGUAUCUUACCAAGAAGUAUUUGAAGAAGAACAACCUCAGAGACUGGCUGCGUGUUGUGGCUAAUACGAAGGAGAGCUAUGAACUUCGCUACUUCCAGAUCAACCAGGACGAGGAGGAUGAAGAGGAUGAAGAUUAAACUGUUUCUUUUUAUACGUUUAAAUAAAUUCAUUUAACAAUGA